UAACUCUUAUAAUAUUACCCCUCCAAUAAUUUUUUGAUUUAAUUGACUUUGCACGAGGAAAAUGAAGGAACGUGGAGCUAGAUGAGUAUGUGAGGAAGAAGGAGAUAAAGCGAUAAACAUGACAAAGAUUCGAAUAGGAGAACGAGACGAUGAAAACGUCGCUGAGCGGCAUGAUCCAACGGGUGAAGGCGGCGACGAAGGACAUAGAGUCGUGGUCUGUGGAGAGAGAGAGGAGGAAGAAACAAUGAAGAUGGUUUGCAGGUGCUGCAAUUCAUCUUUUUGAUUCUCUAUCUUUUAAUUUUUGUUUAGUUUUGUUUAUCCUAUCUUUUAUAAAUUUAUAUUUAGGUUAAUAUUUUGUUCCCAAUAAUUUGAAUUUAAUAUAAUUUUAUCUAAUUCAGAAAAGAUGUCAAAUAAUCCAUACUGAUUGUUAUGAAAUCAAUACGAAUUGGAUCGCAAUCGCCAGAAUGAAGAAUAUAAAUCCCUAAAUAAAAACACAAACAUUUACAAUGUUCGAUUCAUAAUAAAUCUAUGUCUACGAGCAGGUAAACUAAACUCCAUUAUCAAUCAAAGAUACACAACUCACUGACCAAUCAGCUCAACAAGCAACCAGAUGCUCAGCAUGAAGUAAACUGAUGAGCUCUAAAUACUUGUUAUUUUCAGCUUUACUUGCUUAUACUUUUUCUCAUUAUCAGCAUGAUCUUACUUAGUGAACUGUUUUGCUCUGAUAUCUUAGAGAGUCUAGCUCUGUUUUGUGUUGUUCACUAGUACUCUGAUAGUAUAUCUGUUGUUUUGUAUUGAGAAGAUGAUUAUAUAUUUUGCUCUAAUACAAAGUCUAGACUCACUGUUGACAAAAUUGUUGAAAAAAAUUAUAAAAUUUUAAUUUAAUACCAAAAGUCCUAGACUGAUGUAUAUGUCAUAAGUUGUAUCGUGUAGACUGUAGCGCACGUGUCAGGGAGUGUGCAUUUUGUAUUUAUAGAUUGCAGCCUGAAGAACCAGACUGAAGUUUCAAGUUGGUGGUCAGCUGAUCUGUUUGUUGUCCAGUCUCCUACAUUGAAGAUUUCGCUAAGUACUAGAUUUCAAGCUGAUGCUUUAUCAGUUUGAGUAAACUGACUGAAGUAUCUGAAGCUGACACAUACCUAGAUUUACUUAUCCCACGCUAGCCUUAAAAGUCAGAAGACAAAGUGAAGUCAAUCUUUGUAGCGCAUAAGAGGAUAUUAAACAUUUAAUGCAGAAGAAUUGGCAUUUAAUGAAGAUCCCACAUUUUUUCAGAAGAAAUGACAAGAUGGUUUGAGGAUUUCUGCAGAAUGUCAACAUCUCCAACGUACGGAGUUGCAGAAAUUUGACACAACAUUUCCUUGGGUCCAAUGGAAAGAUUUUGAACACCAACCACCGAGGUUCUUGAAGCACUCUCUCCAACGGAUCUGCUUAACACUUCGAUGUAUAAACACCCCAUGGUAUCCCAACAAGAAGACUACCGAAACACUGUGAAUUUGAAAUCUCUCAAGCUAUCAAGCUUUAAAAACCUUAUUCUCAAGAACACAAUGCAUUUUUCGAAGAAGAGAAUCUCAAAGUGUUUGAAAGUUAGUUUUUGGAAUUACAAGAUAAGUUCUUCCGUAUUUAGCAUACAAACAUUCUCUUAGGUCUAGGCCCGACCUCUCUGUAGCUUAAGCUUAGAUUUAAGGACACUUAUCAUCUCAAUGUUGUUAUUGUAAGUUACAAUAACAACAAUGACAUUGUUACAAUUUGUUUAGUUGGAAAAUCACUUUGAAAAUCCUUCGCCCUCUGUAAAAGUUAGGUGUUAGAAUUAGAAGGUAAUUAACAAGUAAGCUAUAAGUUCAUAGUCUGAAAAAUGAAGGAUUGUAUACAGGUUCAACCAUGAAAAUUGCUUUAACGGUCACAGAUGCAUAACCUGUGGAUCAGUAUAACAAAACUGACUGAUCAAGCUUACUUGCAGCUUUAAAAACAAGGAAUCCCAAGUUAGUGGAUUAUCUUGUAAACCAGGACGUAGGAGUAUUCUCCCAACCACGUAAAACUACUCAUGUUCUUUAUUUCAGCAUUUACAUUUCAGUUUUGAUAUAACUGCUUAGCAAACUAAAUACACGCAUUACCACAAGCAAAAGCCUCGCAAACUAUCAUUCAACAUAUUUCAUCAGACUGAUUCAAGUCACUGAUCGUAAACUUAAUAUUGAUUAAGUUGAAACGAUAACUUUUUUUUUCUUUCUAAAAGCGAGUUAACCAACCACAACAUUCUGCACUUCGGUUAUUAGUCCAACUGACCAGCUUACAAACUGUUUUAUUUGAAUAUUAGUUAGACUAGCGUCAAUUAGCAUUUCUAUAUCAACCCAACUGACUCCUUAUCAGCUGAGACUGUUCAGAAUACUCUCACUUUGAAAAACAAAGAGAAUUGUAACUCGUGUAUUCCCCCCAUACACCAAUACGUACUCGCUACUACUCACUCGGGACCAACACCAAGUAUAUUCUAAGAUGUGAAUCAUAACAUAAAAACUCAAAUUCACAAUCAAAAGUAAUUUGAGAUUGUGAAUUAAUAUAAAAAUUCAAAUUCACAACCAAAACUAAUUUCGAAUUGUGAAUUAUAGCAUAAAAUCUUGAAUUUACAAUCAAGAAUAUUUUAAGUUGCGAAUUUAAAUUUUAAAAUUAAAAUUCAUAUUUAAAAAUUAUCUUAAUUGUGUAUUGCGAAAGUAAAAUAGUGAAUAUUAUUAUUUUUAAUUUUUUUUAUUUUAAUAGAUAAUUUUGUUGUUGCUAUCUUAAUUUGGAAAUUUUAAAAUUCCGCUCUCUGUAUAUAUAUAAUGAUUUAUGAAUGCAUGAGCACUUCGACUCUUCAUCUUGAGAAUUCAAAUUUAGCCCGAUGAAAAACUCAAGGGCUCUGAGCCCAUGGAAUGGAACCGCCGUGAUUACAAAGCGAUUCUACUCUACAAAUAGCUCGAAUUUGGUUGAUGCUCGAGCCAUCAAGACGGGCUUUGAUUUAGAGAUCAGUCGUUACAACUUCCUGCUCAAGAAUUUGGUUGCACGGUGCCAGCUCUCCGAGGCAAGCAAACUGUUCGAUGAAAUGCCUCGCAGAAACACCUGCUCGGUGAACAUGAUGAUCUCCUGUCAUGUCAAGUCAGGCAAUCUUUCUUAUGCUCGCGAGUUGUUUGAUGGUAUGAGUGAUCGGACUGCGGUCUCGUGGACGAUUCUCAUUGGGGGAUAUGCGCGGAGUAAUAGACCUAUGGAUGCUUUUAGUCUUUAUGCUGAGAUGUUCACAUCAGGGAUGAAGCCCGAUCAUGUCACUGUUACGACUCUUUUGUCGAGCUGCAAUGAGACGACAACUAGAAACGAUGUGCACCAGGUUCAUGCUCAUAUCACUAAGUUUGGAUUUGGCUGUGACCUUGGUGUUUGUAACAGCUUGAUUGAUUCUUACAGCAAAUCUCGAAAUCUUGGUUUAGCUUUUCAGCUCUUCAAGGAAAUAGUGACGAGAGAUACCAUUACUUAUAACACGUUGAUUACAGGGUAUGCAAAAGAAGGGAUUCGUGAAGCAGCCGUAAAGCUCUUUUCAGAAAUGCAGCAUUUUGGUUUUAGGCCGUCGGAUUUCACUUUUGCAGCCCUUUUACAUGCAUGUGCUGGAAUGGGCGGUGCAACCCUCGGGCAGCAGGUUCAUGGUCUGGUGAUCAAGACAAACUUCCAUUGGGAUGUAUUUGUUGGCAAUGCGCUUCUUGAUUUUUACUCCAAGCACGAUUGUAUGGAAGAUGUGAGGAAGUUGUUUGACGAAAUGAUGGAGUUGGAUUGUGUUUCUUACAAUAUUGUCAUCACAAGUUAUGCAUGGAAUGAAAAAAUUGAAGAGGUUUUUGAGCUCUUCAGUGAGUUACAGUUGAGCAAGUUCAGUAGAAGAAACUUUCCCUUUGCGACUUUGUUGAGUAUAGCGGCAAAUAUGCAAUAUAUAAAGAUGGGAAGGCAGAUCCAUGCGCAGGCACUUUUGACAACAGCUGAUUUAGAAACUCAAGUAGGGAAUGCCCUUGUUGACAUGUAUGCCAAAUGUGGCAGAUUUGAUGAAGCCGAUGUUAUAUUUGAAAACUUGUCUAGCAAAAGCUCAGUUUCCUGGACAGCUAUGAUAUCGGCCUAUAUUCAACUAGGCCUCCAUGAUGAGGCCCUUAAGCUGUUCAAUGAGAUGCGUGGGAAUAAUGUUUGUGGGGACCAAGCAACUUUUGCUUCUGUUUUGAGAGCUGCAUCGAACUUGGCCUUACUUUCACUAGGGAAGCAAUUGCAUUCAUGCAUAAUUAGUGCUGGAUUUAUAUCAAAUGUCUUCUGUGGCAGCGCGCUUCUAGACAUGUAUGCUAAAUGUGGAUCUUUAAAGGAUGCACUUGUAGUUUUCAAGGAUAUGCCUGAGAGAAACACGAUCUCGUGGAAUGCUCUGAUAUCUGCAUAUGCUCAGAAUGGAGAUGGUAAAGCCACUCUCAGAUCCUUUGAAGAGAUGAUAGAGUCGGGCCUGCAUCCUGAUCCUGUUAGCUUCCUUAGUGUUUUGACUGCAUGCAGCCACUCAGGGCUUGUUGAUGAAGCAUUAGAGUAUUUCAAUUUCAUGACCCAGACUUACAAAGUUGUUCCACGGAAAGAGCACUUUGCCUCAUUGAUAGAUGUGCUCUGCAGAAGGGGACGAUUUAAGGAAGCAGAGGCGUUCAUGGCCCAAAUGCCAUUCGCACCAGAUGAAAUUAUUUGGUCAUCCAUUUUAUAUUCAUGCAGGAUCCAUAAGAAUCAAGAGUUUGCUAAGAAAGCUGCAGAUGAACUUUUUAAGCUAAAUGAGCUUAGGGAUGCUGGUGCCUAUGUUACCAUGUCUAAUAUUUAUGCAGAGGCAGGAGACUGGGAACACAUGGCAAAGGUGAAGAAGGCUAUGAGAGAUCGUGGAGUUCGAAAAGUUGCUGCUUAUAGCUGGGUUGAAAUUAAACGAAAGUUUCACGUCUUCACUGCCAAUGAUAGGACUCAUCCACUUAAUGAGGAGAUCAGGAGAAAGAUAGACAUUUUGGCGGAACGGAUGGAAAAGGAAGGCUACAAACCUGAUGUUAGUUGUGCUCUUCAAAAUGUGAACGACGAACUAAAAGCUGAAUCACUAAAAUAUCACAGUGAGAGGUUAGCAAUUGCAUUUGCACUCAUAACUACUCCAGAGGGAUCAGCUAUACUGGUGAUGAAGAACCUUAGAGCUUGUGUAGACUGCCAUGCUGCUAUAAAAGUGAUCUCAAGAAUUGUUAAACGAGAAAUUACUGUUAGGGAUUGUAGUAGGUUCCAUCAUUUUAAAGAUGGAGCCUGUUCAUGUGGCGAUUAUUGGUGAUCAUUUAUUCCUUUGCACAUGAAUUCUUAUACCUUGGUUGUUUUAGCUCAACCUCUUAGCUUACUCGUUUGAAAGAAAAAUAGUGGCGAUGAGGUUGUAGCCCGGGCCUGGAAUGCUGAGGCUCCUACCAGGUGCUGUGCUUCUUGGCGGCUGCUCCAGAUUUUGGUGAGGAUAUUGAUGCUCAGCAUGUGCUAGGCUAUGCUCUUUUCAAAGAUGGGAAAAGCACUAAGUUGUUCAUAAUGGAGGCUUCAUACCGAGGAUGAGGGAGAAGGCAGCCACUCUUCCCAAAAUAGUGGACAACUGCAACAUAACUACCGAAGAGUAUAAGCAUAUGCUGAUGCUGCCCUAACAAUAGUCUGCAAUCCUAAGGUAAAAUUUUCAGAAUCACUAUAUAACAUAAUGAGUAAAAUUUUGAAGUAGCCAAAAUGAAGCAUAAAACACAAUUUAUGGCCACACAUUGAAAAAACACAAAUUUUGGCCAUUUUUAUUGAUUUGGACGUUUUUGCCCUUAAUGAGGCGGACUGGGUAGGAUCAGGCAUGCGGGUCGCGUGCCGGGUCGGGUUAGGCACUUAUGGCACUAUUAGUGCCAUAAGUGCCAAGAUGGCACUUAUGGCACUAUAUUAGUGCCAUAAGUGCCAUCGGAAAUCCAAAAUAAAACCAAGUAAAAUAGUCAUUUUGGCACUUAUGGCACUAUUAGUGCCAUAAGUGCCAACGAAAUUCAAAAUAAAAUAAGUAAAAUGGUCAUCAGCACAAAUACAGAAACAACAACAUCAUUUAAACCCUAAAUGAAACAUCUAAAUCCUAAAUGGAUAAUCUAAACCCUAAAUGGAACAUCUAAACCCCAAAUGAAUAAUCUAAACCCUAAAUGAAAUAUCUAAACCCUAGGGGGAAGUGUGCACUUAUGGCACUUAUGGCACUAUUAGUGUCAUAAGUGCCAUACGUGCAACACAGAUCAGAUCAGAUCAGAUCUGUCGAUGGCUGAAAUCGAAGGAGGUGAAGAUCAGAUCUGUCGAUGGAGGAGGCGGCGCAACGAUCAGAUCAGAUCCACCGCCGUCACCUCAUCAGAUCAGAUCCACCGCCGCCUCAUCAGAUCAGAUCUGCCGCCGCCGCCGCCUCAUCCUCCGCCACCUGACCGACCUCCUCCAUGCCGCCGAUUUCAGAGGACCGUAUCUCCUCCACCGCCGCCGCCUCAUCCUCUACUCCGACGAAGUCUGCCCAAACCGCGAGAGCUCCGGCGAAUUCUCCAAGCUCGGCGCCGCUGGAGAGAGAGGGAGAUGAGAAAGAGAGAGGAGAGAGAGAGAAGGCUAGAAUAAUCAUGACAUACAAAAAAUGGCCAAAAUUUAUGUUUUUUCAAAUGGUGGACAAAAUUUGAUUUUCAUUCUUCAUUAUGGCCAUUUGGGUGGAUUGUUUUUGAGAUAAUGACAAUAUAAAUAUGGCAAACUGCAGGUGGAUGAGUGAACAUUUCUACUUUUUGUCGUCUUAUUUUCUCCUGGUGCAUCUGCCAACUUGUGUAUGAAUCAUCAUUCCAAUCAUAAAACUUGAAGGAUAGAGAGAAAUGGUCGACUCAAAUAAAUGAUGGCUCCAUCAAAAUGAGUGCCUACUUGUAUAUUAAUUGGUAUUUGUGUUGCAGCUUCUUAAUCAAUCCCUGUUGCAAUUAUAUUUUGCAUCUUCAUUUUACGUAAAAGAAUUCAGGAAAUUCUCUUCAAA
This is a messenger RNA of Salvia miltiorrhiza (redroot sage), 7021 nucleotides long. Its product is annotated as putative pentatricopeptide repeat-containing protein At2g01510. Gene Ontology annotation, molecular function: protein binding; zinc ion binding; RNA binding. NCBI's taxonomy places the organism in Eukaryota, Viridiplantae, Streptophyta, Magnoliopsida, Lamiales, Lamiaceae. Bases 2867 to 5314 code for a protein of 815 amino acids. The record is from RefSeq and is a predicted model, not a curated record. Gene Ontology annotation, biological process: RNA modification. The transcript is spliced from 4 exons.